Aphanomyces invadans is the source of this 1812-nucleotide messenger RNA. RefSeq lists its product as hypothetical. The record is from RefSeq and is a predicted model, not a curated record. Gene Ontology annotation, molecular function: sodium:proton antiporter activity. Gene Ontology annotation, cellular component: membrane. Lineage: Eukaryota; Oomycota; Saprolegniomycetes; Saprolegniales; Verrucalvaceae. Bases 17 to 1762 code for a protein of 581 amino acids. Gene Ontology annotation, biological process: regulation of pH; proton transmembrane transport; sodium ion transport. The transcript has 2 exons.
CAAUUGUUGAGGCGUCAUGGACAGCAGCCUGGUGCUUCUGGGCCUCUUGGUCCUUCUCGUGCUGGUGUCGUUGGGCUUGGAUACGUACCGAUGCACGCUCUUGUCCAAGAGCGGGCUCGCGUUGCUGGUUGGGGGCGUUGUCGGCCUCCUACUUGCGUCGCAAAACACGGAAGCGACAGCGCCGUUGCAGCUGCAUCACUCGAUCUUCUUCGACGUGCUGCUUCCACCCAUCAUUUAUGAGGCAGGGUUCUCGGUCGAACGAACUACGUUUUUCCGCAACUUUGGUGCCGUCUUGGCCACUGCGAUCUGGGGCACGUUGAUAUCGGCGUGCGUGACUGGGCUCAUGCUCUACCUCGCCAGCUUGUGCGGAUGGAUUCCAAACAUCGACUGGAUCGAGGCCUUUCUGUUUGGGGCGCUCCUCAGCGCAGUCGACCCGGUUGCGACCCUCGGGGUGUUUCAGAAACUGAACGUUCCGCCCGUCCUGUUCAACGUUGUAUUUGGCGAAAGCGUUUUGAACGAUGCCGUGGCCAUUGCACUUUACAAAGCUCUCACGUCGUGGGCAGACGCUGGGAUGACAGUGUCGGUACUGGUGCUCGUGGUGUGCCAGACAUUUGGGAUUCUCGUUGGGUCGAUCUGCGUCUCCAUGCUGCUCACGCUCGUCGGGUCGUCCAUUUUCGUCCAAUUUCCCGCCUUGCGCGCCUACCCUGCGUACGAGAUCCUUCUCUGCAUAUGCGUGAGCCUGAGCACAUAUUUUGCCGCCGAAUGCUGUGAGUUCUCCGGCAUCGUCGCGUUGUUCUUCAGCGGCAUCCUGACCGGCCACUACCACUACCACGUCAUGUCGCCCGAGUCGCAACUCGCCGUGCACCACACCCUCCAGACCGCGUCCUUUGUAUGCGAGACCCUCGUGUACGUUUUUGUCGGCGUUGCAACAGCCCUCGUGCUGUGCAGCAAUGCCACCAACGAAACGAGGUCGCUGUCCCAUUACGGUGCACCGAGCAACUCGACCGAAAUCGUCGUGAGUUGGUCCUUUGUCGGGUGGACCACGCUGAGCUUGUUUGCCGGGCGCGCCUUGAAUGUUUUUCCGCUCGUUUCGUUGACGAAUUACCUCCGGUGUAACCAGGACACACUGACGUUCCCGAUGAUGGUCGUCAUGUGGCUGACGGGCCUGCGCGGCGCCGUCGCCGUCGCCCUCGUCACCGACUGGUCGUACGUGCGAGAAGGCAACGACAGCGUGGGCAGCGUCAAGCAACUCAUGGUGACCACGACCCUCUUUCUCGUGAUUGGAACGACGUGGAUUGUGGGAGGGCUGACAGGGCCGCUGCUUGGGUUGUGCGGUCUCCUGGACGCCCCGCCUUCCGCAUUUGUCCUUCCAGUCCCUGUGUCAUCGUGUACGUCAUUCCAACCCUCGGAAGGAGAUCGCGCAACGUCGCCAUCUCAUGGCGUUCCAGACCGAAACGUGACCCCCGUCGGACGACGGAUGAGCUCGCUGGACGAGACCUCGCCGGACGGGUCGCGAUCGUGCGCGAACAUCCGCGUCACAGCGUACCAGAUGUGGCAUGCGUUUGACAACACGUAUAUGAAGCCACUCUUUGGCGGCCGCCACAAACUACACCGAGGGGAUCGUGAAAAAGACGGCAACGCUCCAAACUCGACGGCCACUCCGUCGCCAUCCAUCUCAUCGCCGCUUGCACGAAAGAAGUGCAAAGCCGACCCAUCGACGCCGCUCGUGCCGGGCGACUCUCAACAACACGCGUCAUCAUAACUGUUUCGUUCAACUUAGCUGUGUAUUUUGAACAUGUAACUGUCGUCACA